AUGAAAUUGGUUUCAUUUGCGUUCAUAUGCUGGCUGCUGUCUUUGUCAAUCGUGAAUGCAUUUCAAGAUGACUUGUUAAAAAAUUGCGAUCAAUCGGGGUUCUGUCAUCGAAAUCGGAUGUAUGCUGGGCGCAUUCAGAAGACUCGUAAUUUCUACUACAGUAUUGAUAUUGAUAGUCUAAAGUUCAACUACAAUACCGAUGCUGUCCGAGGUAUAAUUCAUAAAACGGUAAAAGCAAAUCAAAAAGAGGUUCAAAUUCCGUUAUACUUCACCUUAAGACUUCUGGACGACGAUAAGAUUAGAUUCCAACUCAACGAAGCCAGAGAUACAGUUACCAUAGAUAAAUCAGGUCUCAACCCUGUAAGAUACAGCAAGGCAGAUGAGUGGGCUUUUGAUCCGGAAUACAAUCCAUGGUUCUGGCAAGGGACCGUCAAGCCACCUGGUUUCUGGAACAAAAACCAAUACACCGUUCAGGCUAAAAAAUUCACUCUUCAAAUCAAUGUUAAAAGGUUUAGCAUAAAGGUUCUGUAUGAUUCACGAGAGAUUGUUACUAUUAAUGACCAACAAAUGUUAAAUUUCGAGCAUUACAGAUCUCUGGAACAAAAUUUCGAGAGUCUGAAUGAGGAAGAGGAACCUUUCAAUAUGUUCCAAGACAGUUUCAAGGAUUCUCGUGCGGAUUCAAUUCCUUUUGGUCCCGAAUCAGUUGCUCUAGACUUCAAAUUCCAUGGUAUAAACAAUUUAUAUGGUAUCCCAGAGCAUGCCGAUUCAAUGAGACUUCGCGACACAUCAAACUCUGAUCCGUACCGCCUUUACAACGUUGAUGUCUUCCAAUAUAAUUUGAACUCGACUAUGCCAAUGUAUGGUGCGGUUCCAUUCUUGAUUGGUGUUAAAGAAAAGAUUUCAGUGGGUAUAUUCUGGAUCAACCCUUCGGAUACAUGGGUGGAUAUACGAUACAAUAAAAAUGCUGCCUCUUCUCAUUGGAUGUCUGAAUCUGGUGUUAUAGAUUUCAUCAUAAUUGUGCAAGAUACGCCUAAGCAUGUAACAGAGUCGUAUGUUAAUAUUACUGGGAAACCCUUGUUACCUUUAAUGUCUUCCAUUGGAUACCACCAGUGUAGAUGGAACUACAACGACGAAAAAGACGUCCUUACUGUUGAUUCGCUAAUGGAUAAAUGGCAGGUACCAUACGAUUUUAUUUGGUUGGAUUUAGAAUAUGCAGAUGAGAAAAAGUAUUUCACGUGGAAGCCAGAUGCUUUCCCUAAUCCCAAAAGAUUAUUAACGAAACUAGAUAAACUUAAAAGAAAUUUGGUGACCCUUAUAGACCCACAUAUCAAAUCCAACUAUAAAAUCAGUAAUGCUAUUCUAUCUGCUGGUGUCGCUGUACAAAAUGCCUUGAAUAAACCAUUCCAUGGACAAUGUUGGCCAGGGGAAUCCAUAUGGAUUGAUACUUUUAAUCCAGCUGCUCGGGAAUUAUGGUCAAAAUUUGUGCAUACAUUCGUCAAUGCUGCAUCAAAUUUGCACAUAUGGAAUGAUAUGAACGAACCUUCGAUAUUUGAUGGUCCAGAGACAACAGCACCAAAGGAUUUGUUGCAUUAUGACGGAUACGAAGAAAGAUCAGUGCAUAACUUAUAUGGGUUGACGGUCCACCAAGCUACAUAUGAUUCAUUUAUUGAAAUGAAUCCAAACAAAAGACCUUUCAUUCUAACCAGAUCUUUCUUCUCGGGAUCUCAAAGAACAGCGGCAAGUUGGACUGGUGAUAACGUCGCAAAUUGGGAUUAUCUUGAAUUGUCAAUUCCUAUGGUGUUAAGUCAUAAUAUCGUUGGUAUGCCCAACACGGGGGCAGAUAUUGCCGGCUUUUUCGGUGACCCAGAUGACGAGCUUUUGAUUCGCUGGUAUCAGGCAGGUAUUUGGUACCCAUUUUUCAGGGCACAUGCUCACAUUGAUACCAAGAGAAGAGAACCCUACUUAUUAAACGAACCAACAAGAUCCAUUGUUAGGGAAACUAUCAAACUCAGGUAUCAAUUAUUGCCUACUUUCUAUACUGCUUUCCAUGAUUCUCAUGAGAGAGGUAUUCCAAUCAUGAAUCCUAUGCUUUACGAACAUCCAGACAUGAAAAUAUUCUACAACAUUGAUGACCAAUUCUAUUUGGGAGAACAAGGUAUCUUGGUUAAACCAGUAACAAAACCAAAUGUUGAUCAGGUAUCUGUUUCUUUCCCAUCAGGCAGAUUUUACGAUUUGUAUACAUUAAAAAUUGUUCAUGAUGGAAAGGCACGUACUCAAACCGUAUCUGCUCCUUUGGAGAAGGUGCCCGCAUUUAUAAAGGGUGGUCACAUUAUUUCAAGAAAGGACAGAUACCGUAGGUCUUCUUCUUUAAUGAAAAACGACCCAUACACUUUGGUUAUUGCACCAAGCUCCAAGUCAACAGCCAAGGGCAGACUUUAUAUUGAUGAUGGUGAAACAUUUGAAUACAAAUCAGGACAAUACUUGGAAGUUGAAUUCGAAUUGAAGAACGGAAUUCUCACCAACACUGUUAUACACAAACCAACAUUAAAUCCUGAAUCUUUCGUAGACAUACCUAUUGAGAAGGUGAUCAUGACUGGUCUUCGCACAACUACAAUUACUGAUCUCAACUUGAAGAUCGGUGAAGACUGGGAGCUUCGUUUAUAA
Messenger RNA from Kluyveromyces marxianus DMKU3-1042, 2664 nucleotides. It is a transcript of the gene ROT2, whose product is annotated as glucan 1,3-alpha-glucosidase ROT2. Gene Ontology annotation, biological process: N-glycan processing; carbohydrate metabolic process. Gene Ontology annotation, molecular function: carbohydrate binding; alpha-glucosidase activity. NCBI's taxonomy places the organism in Eukaryota, Fungi, Ascomycota, Saccharomycetes, Saccharomycetales, Saccharomycetaceae. The transcript has a single exon. The record is from RefSeq and is a predicted model, not a curated record. Gene Ontology annotation, cellular component: glucosidase II complex. The coding region runs from base 1 to 2664 and encodes 887 amino acids.